This is a messenger RNA of Camponotus floridanus (Florida carpenter ant), 2102 nucleotides long. It is a transcript of the gene l(2)dtl, whose product is annotated as protein lethal(2)denticleless. Gene Ontology annotation, biological process: proteasome-mediated ubiquitin-dependent protein catabolic process; mitotic G2 DNA damage checkpoint signaling. The record is from RefSeq and is a predicted model, not a curated record. Gene Ontology annotation, molecular function: protein-macromolecule adaptor activity; protein binding. The coding region runs from base 93 to 2042 and encodes 649 amino acids. NCBI's taxonomy places the organism in Eukaryota, Metazoa, Arthropoda, Insecta, Hymenoptera, Formicidae. Gene Ontology annotation, cellular component: nucleus. The transcript is spliced from 8 exons.
CUUGAAAAUAAACCCAAGCAAAGUUAAUAUUUGACAGGUUUCCCGCGUAUAUAUAAUAUCAUGUGUAUAAACAAUCUUGAUGUCAAUGCAAAAUGAAUAUAACAGAUGCUAUUCAGAGACGAGAAAGUGGAUUUGGCUCAAUGCAUGAUUAUGACAUCGCACUGUAUCGUUUGAAAUGCUAUCACAAUGAUGUUUAUCGUGGAAUAACACCGAAUGUAAAUGCACCUGAUUAUAAUCCUGAACCACCAGUAUUUGCAUGUCGUUUUUGUACCACGCCGGGUUACGAGCAAGUCCUCGCUUUAGCAAAUGAAGAUGGAAAAAUCGCUCUUCAAGAUAUAAAAAUUAAUAAUAAAGAAUAUGUUAAUCAGCCAUUAGAAGGAACACAGGCACAUUGUAAUGCGAUCUUCGAUAUUGCAUGGAUGCCUGGGGAAUUAAAACUAGUUACAGCAUCAGGAGAUCACACGGCACGUUUAUGGGAUGUCUCCAGGCCUGAAAUAAAACAGAUUAAUUACUUUCAUGCACAUACGCGAAGUGUUAAAACAGCAGUGUUCCGUUAUCAAGACAAAGCGGUUUUCGCAACAGGUGCUAGAGAUGGUUUUAUUAUGAUAUGGGAUAUUAGAGCUAACCAUAGUGAUCAACCCAAGCCAGAUAAUUGUAUUGCCAAUGCGCACAGUGUUGGUAACACAGGCAAAAGACGAAAAGUACAUAGUCAAGCAUCACGAGCGCAAAGCAUUACCGGUUUAGUAUUUCAAGAUGAUUUUACAUUACUGUCAUGUGCUGCAGGUGAUGGUUUAAUAAAAGUAUGGGAUUUGCGCAAGAAUUAUACUGUCCAUAAGAAAGAACCAAUAGCCAAGCAUCUGAUGAAUUAUGGAGGAAAUAGUACUAGGAAUGGUUUUUCUUCAUUGUUGAUAUGCCCAGCUAGAAUUACAUUGUAUGCAAGUUGUAUGGAUAACAUUAUAUAUGCUUACAAUAUAUCAUCAUAUAAUCACAAACCAGUGGCAGAAUAUUAUGGACAUCAAAAUCGCACAUAUUAUGUAAAGACAUGUUUGAGUUCUGACGGCCGCUAUCUUGCCAGUGGAUCCAGUGAUGAACUGGCAUAUAUUUGGCAUACCAACAGACCGGGUGUACCAUUAGUUAAACUUUUCGGCCAUACAGAAGAAGUAACUUGUAUUGCAUGGUGCAGUAUAGGCGAACCUAAGAUAGUGACUUGCUCCGACGACUCUUGCCACAGAAUAUGGAGAGUUGGCUUAGAACACAGAAUAGAAAACGAAGAAACGGAAAUACGUGGUCAAGCUGAAGUUGUAGUAGAAAAAUAUUUAGAAAAUAUGAAGCUAGAAACUACCCCAACUACUUCUCGAUGCUUCAUCAAUUAUGAAACUACACCAGGUUCAGAUAAUACUUCAGUUACAACUCCUGAAUCUAGCAAUGAAGAUCAUCAGAGAGACAGACACAUUCCUCUUAAACGUAGUUAUUUACAAAUGACAAUGGGUUCGAGGUCUGAGGGAAAACACAAAUGUAUUUUAUCCCCUAUUCAUGAAAAUCACGAAAUUAUUGCAAAACGAGCUCACAUGGAUAAUCGUGGUAUGCGAAGGUUAUUUAGCUCUAGUAACGAGACUACUGCUACUUCGAGUAGAGAUUAUGAUUCAGAUGAGCCUAGUACAAGUCAGUACAUAAACAAGAAUGAGGAAACUCCUUUCUCACCCACGCUAAACUUGCCGAAUUUUGUGAUAGACGGUACAGCACCACAUUUGCUCGAGAUAUCACCGCAAAAAUACAAGGAGAAUGUUGAUUGGUUGACGAAAAUUAGAAAAGAAAGAUAUGAACAAAGCAAAACUCCAGAAUCAACUUCGUGCAAUUCCAAAACUCAAAUGACACCCAGUGCCAGAAGAUCCAAGAGAUCACAAUCAACCGAGCCCCAAAAAGUGACAAAACCGACAAAAAGUGUCUCUUUAUUAGACUUUUUUAAAAUUAUGAGUAAGGAUUGCGAAGAGAAUCCUUGUUCAAAAAAUAGUAAUAUUAUACCAUCAACGAGUAUAUCUUGAAAAGAUAAAUGACAAUAGAUAUUGAUUAAAUAAAUUCAUGAAUUAAAUUUAAGGAACUCU